GCUGUACAGGCCAAAUACUUAUUAUGACUAAAGCAAUGGUUCAUUGUUUGCUUCUGAAUGAGGUCUCUCUGUCUUAAUCUGGCCUUAGACUGCAGAGCAGCUCAAAGUCUCUUACACAUAGCAAUGUGCACUCACUCCAAAACACAGCAGAGUUGAUUAAAUAUGCCAAAUCACCGGUACACAGCUUGACACAUAAAUAGUAAGGAGUCAGCAGAAGUACACAAACAAUUGGAAUAAAAACAUUUAAACACAGCAGUCUAAUACUAUGGUCUGCUGUGGCCCGUUUGGGAAGACAUUUCAAUCCCAAAUUCCAGUGGAGAGGGGUGGUUUAUGUCAAUUGUCCUUCCAAUCAGUGUUCAUGUAAACAGUUGUUCUGAUUCUUCCUGGUUUGGGUCACCACGUGUCUGCCCCUGUGUAAAUGUGAUGCUUUUGAUAUUGCUGGAUAUGGAGCUGUUGAUAGAAACUUUAAAAGAACUGUGGAGCGCCUCGAUGGUUGAAAGGCGUGUGUUUACAAUACAGGUGGAUGUGAGCUUCUUCUACUACUAUUUCCAACUCUGCAAAUGUCAGUGUGGUUUAUUAUUCUGAUUUAACGCUUAAUGCAUGUAUAUGCACAUCGUAAUGGGAUGACUUAUGUAGACGGCAAUGUUGCAUUUACUGAAGAGCAUUUGCUUCACUUUGCAACGUCCACUUCCCAAAAACGUAUUUAGAACUCGACAAGUGUGAAAAAGUAGCUGUUCAGUUAGCAGCUGCUUAAUCAAGCUGGUUUUAAAAAGCUUGUUCACUGACUGAAAUGUAAAAUAACUCAGAGAAUAAAGAGCAUGCGUCUAUUGUGAAUGAAUAGUGACACAUGGAGCAGCUUUGCCACUGCCUGGUGUCCCUAACAGUCACAGUGCUGGACCAGCAGCACUGUCAUCUUCAUGUUUCUCUACACACACUAAAAAUCCGGGCGGAGAAAUUAAAUGACUUCUGUCUGAGACAUUAUAUGAGAUGUUUGUACCAGUAGGUUUACAUUUUCGUCCAUAGAACUAUGCACAGUAAGCGAUUCAACGCCUUACUUGGAAGUGUAAUAGGCCGCUAUACCUGCUGUGGUACUGUAUAUACGGAGAGAAAAAAAAACUCCAGUAAUCCAAGCAGCCCUCUCUGCCACUGUGAGUGAUGUGGCCAUGUGCUGCAACGAGCAGCAGACACAGAGUCCACCAAACACCAGCUGGACUCCACUGGGGUCAAGGGUAGGAGGGAGGAAGACAAACAUACUGGGGUGGAAAAGUGGAGCAGGAAAUAAGGAGAGUGGUGGGGGUAGACAUGUGCAAGAGCUCGCCUUAACACUUGAGAUGUUUGUGUUAGGAAUGUGAGGGAAUUUUUGCAACAGAAGACAUUUAACAUCACACCUGUCAAAUGCCUCCUUUAAAAAAAGAGUUCUGCUCCUCUGACUGCAGAGAAGAACAAGGCCACAUAAUGUAGCUGUAAGAAUUGGCUUGUUCUGACCUCUAGUGGCCAUAAGUGGGAGACAUCACUGAAAUGUCUUAUUUAUGCAGCGUUUCCUAUACUUUAUAUAUGAAUACCCAAGACCUUUUGUGACCUUGUUCACAAUAUAAGCAUUUUUUUUACCUAAUAUAUUGUUUCUGACUUAUUUUACUACCAUUUCUGAGGUAAACCAGCCAAAUGGUCCUGUCUACACACACUAAGUCCUCAAAGACGUCUUUGUCCACAUGGAAACAUGUGACCUCAGACAGACAAAAUGUCACACUCAAGUUGGUCUAUGUCGAAAAGGCCUUUUGUGUGUGUUUUAAGAGACUUAACCCACAUGUUGUGUGUAUGAGUUUUCAAAAAUACUUGCAUAUGUGUGGACUGCACGUGAACAAAAUCUGUGGGUCAUGACCCAGCUUCUGGGAAUGGUUGCUAUUCUGUGUGUCUGUGUGCUCAGCAUGUUUCAUGAUCAUCAGUCAGCCUUGGCUUCACAGUGACCCGUGCUGAAGUGAAACCAAACUGUAGCAGCGCAGGAAGCUUGCAAAUGUCACACAGGCCAUGCAGGUGCCUGGCACAGCCCAGAAACCUGCAGCAACUCAUUGGAGUUGUGGGUGUGUCGAUGAAAGUGUGAAUCUAUGUAUUCAAAGCAUUGUGAAACCAACAGCGCAGAAUAACUGUCAUUUUCCCAUGUGUGUGUUUGUCAAGGUGACCUCGCUGUAAAACUGCAAAUAAUAAGAAAAGAAGCUUUACAGCUUUAAAACAGGAAGUGUAGAAUUUGCUAGAGGAAGCAAACAGAUAGAUGCUUCAUUUUUUUCACAACUGACACAAAAAACACUGUGGGAUGUAAAUUAAGACAUUUGAACUUUAAGUGUAUUAGUGUGUGGUCACAAAGCAGAACAACUUCAAAAGAGAGACAUAUCUAUCUCCCUGUUUGUCUAUUAUCUGCUAGAUGAUGGUCUUUACCUAUAUUUCAAGUUUGUGGCUGAGCUGCACGGUUUUCUGUGACAGGUGGCAGAAAAACACUCGCGUGCGUCAGGACAGGGCUUCCGCUUCCUCUCAUCACCAGUCCCAAACUAAAGCACACAACACACAACACCUCCUUAUGCAACCACAUGUACAUGCAGAGAGUAGGACAUCACUGGCAAGCCACCACUGACUCUGUGUGUGUGAUCCUGUUUGUGUCUGGACAACUCGAAGAGGAGCGUGUUUGUGCGUCAGUCUGCUGUUUACAGAGGAGCGUGAAGCAUGUGGUGGCGGUGGUCACUGACCUGGUGUGUUUGACCUCUCCCCGUCAUCAAUGCUGAUCAUUAGGAGAGACGAGCACAAGUGUCGGUGUGAGUGAAGGAAUGACUCUGAAUACAUCCGUGUGGGAGGAGUCCCCGGUCAACUCCUUACCAUGUGGCCUUAAUCUGACCUCCUGGGAGCGGAGCAUGGAAACCAUGUACACCUACUUCUACCUGCUGCUCUUCAUCCCUGGCCUGCCGCUGAAUACCAUUGCCCUGUGGGUCCUCUGCAGACAUAUCAGUAAGAAGACCAAGGCAGUGAUCUUCAUGAUAAACCUGACAUUAGCUGACCUGGUCCACAUCCUGUCUCUGCCCCUCAGGAUCUAUUAUUACUUCACACACACUUGGCCUUUUGGCCGAGGCUUGUGUUUGUUCUGUUUCUACCUGAAAUUCCUCAACAUGUACGCUGCCAUAGUGUUUCUGGUGUGUAUCAGCCUGCAGAGGUGUGUCUUCCUGCUUAACCCCUUCGCUGCCCGCCAGUGGAGGCGGCGGUAUGACCUGCUGAUCAGCAUCAUAGUGUGGGUGGUGGUCAGUCUGGCCUGCUCGCCGUUCAUUCUGAUGCGGAGCAGCAGUAGUGCCGCCAGCUCCAUCCACAGUACACACACGAUCUACAACAUGUCCUAUUCUUUGGAUGCCACUUCUACACAGGGUUACACCAAACUCAAUGCAGCACCUUUGAGUACAAGCCCCAGCAGACUCACAACACUCUCCAGCCCCAUCUCCACCACAGGGGGCUGUUUCAAAGAUUUGCCCAUGCGGCCUCUUCCGCUCUCUCAGGCAGUCAUCAUGAUGGCUCUAGCUGAGCUGUUUGGUUUCUGCAUCCCUCUGGCCUGCAUCACCUACAGCUCUGUCCGCAUUGCUCACUCCCUCAACCGAAGACAGACCCAGGAUGCUCUCAACUCCUCGACACGCAGCCGACUCCAGUCAGUCACCUCCUUUCAGGAGGAUAAAUAUCCGGAAAGACAGACCGAUGGUGAGAAGCAGCGUGCGCUGCGUAUGGUGCUGAGCUGCUCUGCCCUCUUCUUGUUGUGCUUCGCCCCCUACCACAUCAACUUCCUGCUCUACCUGAUGGUGUCUCAGGAUGUGUUGACUCACUGUGCAACCAGACAGGCGGUACUUCAGUUCCACCCGGUGUCUCUGUGCCUGGCAAGUGUGAGCUGCUGCCUCAACCCAUUACUCUAUUAUUUUCUAACAGCCGAGUUCAGGUUGCACCUCACCAGGCGCACCUCAUCGUUCUCCUCCUCGAUCAGCUCCCCCACCCAGCGUGUGGCACCACACAGACUGAUGAGUGUGGAGAGCACCUUCUCAGACAGAUAGUAACAUGAUGGAAGAACUUGGGAACAACAGACUGACAGAACAAGAUCUAUGUUUGAUAACAGGUGAUUUCAUGCCAAAGAGCUUUGGCAUCGGGGUCAAGAAACAGCUUUCGAACAAAGAUUUUGAAUCUGCAACUGAACCUACACUGAAACCAUGUUUUAUUAUGAGUGUGCACACAGUACAGAUAUUCACAAUUUGACUGGUGCAAUGUCAGUAUUGCAACUGGAAUGUCACCCACGUGUUGUCAUUGAUCAUCUGUUUUCUAAAUGAGAAUAUCAAUAACAAACUUGAGAGCAUGUGCUAUUGAAGAAGACCUGAAACGUUUGAUUAAGAUGCAUUAAUUCCUCAGGAACAUGUUUACCGACAUUAUACAUCAAGUAAGAAGUUGGCUUGCUUUCCCAUAGACUUACAUUCCAAUGAUUUUUUUUGUUUGCCCCCUGGUGGCUAACUGCUACUUUUGCCCUGGGGUUCACUUUUUAAACCUGCAGACUAUGUCAAGCUUUAAACAGACUUUAAAUAAGCUACACUGUAACCAUCACAGCUAUGUGUGUGAGAAUGCAAUGAAUGAAUGUCGUGCACUGAAUAAAGGCAUGUUUUUCUUA
Solea solea (common sole) is the source of this 4669-nucleotide messenger RNA. RefSeq names its product P2Y receptor family member 10 (gene p2ry10). Bases 2814 to 4067 code for a protein of 417 amino acids. Gene Ontology annotation, biological process: positive regulation of Rho protein signal transduction; phospholipase C-activating G protein-coupled receptor signaling pathway. Gene Ontology annotation, molecular function: G protein-coupled receptor activity. The transcript has 4 exons. Gene Ontology annotation, cellular component: membrane. The record is from RefSeq and is a predicted model, not a curated record. NCBI's taxonomy places the organism in Eukaryota, Metazoa, Chordata, Actinopteri, Pleuronectiformes, Soleidae.